AUGUAUCCUGUCGACGAACAGAUUGCCAAUUUAGGGUUGCAAUCCAAUUACUGGAGAAUCAACUAUGCUGAACCCCAAAGAAACCAGUCUCCACUCAGAUGUCUUGAUGUCAGCAGCGACUUAAUUGCUGUUGGUUCCACUUUGUCUUCUGGAAACGUCCAGAUCUUCAGAGUGGACGCCGAACAGAGUCUGCUUGGUCAUCUGGCUACCUUCAAUGCAACCAAUAUUCGGACUCUCAAAUGGCUUAACAACGUCAUUGAGGAUUCUGAUGAUAUCAGUCUCAUCCUCACUGGUGACUCAAGCGGUCUUGUUAAUCUGAACCUCAUUCCCAACUUGAGAAACCCUAAUUUUGAAAGCGUUCAGAUUAUCAAACAGUUUAACCAUGAGAAACAUUGUUCACAAUCGUUCGCCAGGGAAGGACCUUUCCAAAUUGAUGUCACCCCAAAACUCUGGAAGUCUUGUCCAACAAAUUCGAUGGUCUCCACGUACAAAGAAACCGUGUUUUUGUGGGAUACUUCUAGAUCCUCAAGCCCUGUCUUCACAAAGCAAGUCAAAGGAAUAAGCGCAAUUGACGUCAACAAGAACGAAGACGGUAUAGUUGCACUUGCUGGAUCGUUUGGGGUCAGUCUACUUGACAUGAGACUCUCUGCCAAGUCUGGACUGUCUUCAUCUAGUUUCCUGUCGCAUAAACAUAUCCCUACCAAAAAUGUGAAGUGGUGCUCAGACGACUCGAAAUAUUUGUGUGCUGCCGGAAAAAACAACGAGCUCCAGCUUUGGGACGUCCGCUCACAAAAACCACUCUCUAUCAUGAAAGGUCAUUCGGCCGGGAUAUCGUCGAUUGAAUGGACCUCUUCCACAGACAUCUUUUCUGGGUCUGACGAUGGAACUCUGAUCCACUGGAACUUGAAGGACAUCAACACAAAGAAUAAGCCGUUUAUCUGUUCUGCAGACCGGAACGACUUCGAGUCUCACCAGUGUGGAACACCAAUUGAGGCCUCCAACACCGGAAUCGUGAGUUUGAAAUCCACUAACAGAAAGCUGAUCAGUAUGGACGCAAACUAUGUUGGUCUGCACCACACUUCUCCACGGAAAACCAGUCGACAAUUCAGCGACUCGGAUGCUACCUUAGUGGAAGUACCUGAUGAUUCGUCUAUUGAUAAACUGUUGGAACAGCUUAGACUGUACACCACCGACGGUACAGACAUAUAUUUGUAA
Molecule: messenger RNA, 1215 nt
Organism: Ogataea philodendri
Lineage: Eukaryota; Fungi; Ascomycota; Pichiomycetes; Pichiales; Pichiaceae
Exons: 1
Coding region: 1-1215 (404 amino acids)
Cellular component (GO): preribosome, large subunit precursor
Molecular function (GO): protein binding
Source: RefSeq, a predicted model, not a curated record